Molecule: messenger RNA, 512 nt
Organism: Exophiala oligosperma
Lineage: Eukaryota; Fungi; Ascomycota; Eurotiomycetes; Chaetothyriales; Herpotrichiellaceae
Exons: 1
Coding region: 205-510 (101 amino acids)
Source: RefSeq, a predicted model, not a curated record
UAGGUUUGGUGGAGUCAUCUGCCAACCCAAGUCGAUCCCCGUUUUUUUGGUGGAAGGGUCAUAUGUACGGUCAUACCCGAUGGUCUGAGCACCCGAGAGGGCGGGUAGAGCAAAGACCAGACGGGAGAGGAAGAAGGAGAAAAAAGUCUGCGUGUUUACAGACAACCCGUAAAGAGACGCGUUCAAAGACGCGUCUCUGUUGACAUGUGUGGUGUACACAGAUACACAAUGAUAUGGAGUACAGCACAGUCCAGUGGACAAACACUUUUGACGGGUUGCGCCAUAUUAUUGUCAACGAUGUGGAUGGAUGCACGGAUGGAUGACCUACAUACAGUAUUGACUUUUUUUUGGUGGCGCGAUCCUAUCGAUAAACAUGAGCCCUCAACGAUUCACCACCGCCUUCCGUGGCUUGCCUGCCUCCACAAAGUCUGUGGGCUGUGGACGUGUGUGGACUUUGGUCUGGUCAUGCCACAGAGUCUCAAAAAAACGUCAUUGUUCUUCUCUCGAUGAUA